CCACCAUCUUUAAUGAAUGCGCCUUGCUUGUAUUCUUGUGUUUUUAGCAGCGAACGAGUUCAGUCAUGGGCUUUUAGUAAUUGCGCAAUCUUGUAUUUUAUCAUUCUUAAGUUUUUAGCAACGAAUGAGUUCAGUCAUGGGUUUUUAGUAAUUGUGGGAUUCCUAAAUUUGUAAAUAUUCAUCUACACAUUAUCUAUGAUCUACACAUUGUGAACAGUCAUCGCUCUAUAAUCGUGCGUGUUUGCGGAAUAUAAUUCAUUAAAUACACAAAUAUUCUAUUUGUCAAAGAAUUUAAAAACGUUUGUUAAAUAAAACAUGGCUGAGUUACCAACGCAGGAUUAUUUGCAUCCUUUAACGUUGGAGUCGCAACUAUUCAUCAACUCUUUGGAAACGUAUAGUGGUGUGUACAAUCAAAUUGAUCCUAAUCUCUGUAAUUCAUUGAAAAACGUUGUGCUCGGAAUUGAAAAAUUUUUGGAUCAAAAUCCUGUACUUAUUGUGUCCACGCAUAAAACAAAGUUUGUGCAACUUACACAACUAUCUACAAUACAAAACAUUUAUCAUUGCACGUUCUGCAAAAAGGAUUUGGGCAAAUCGGCUGACAAGGCGGCGAUUCAUUUGGCCGAGCGGCAUCGGAUGAACACCACCAAAGAAGUAAUUACAGAGAGGAGACUUGGAGAAAAGGCACGAUCCGAACCUAAGCUGAUCAGAUUACCCAAGAAAGCGAAGGCUAUUGUUAGGACCGAUUUCGCAACAUUUUUCGCCAAUCAAUUACAAGUGGCCGAAAAAUUAAAACAAAUUCCUGAAUAUUCUGUUAUAGAAGAUUCGUUAAGUAAUAUAUUGAAGAAACUGUUUCCAGAUAAAACUAUCAAACUAUAUAAAUUCGGAUCUCGAAUAACUGGCAUUGGCUCCCGGAACUCAGACUUGGAUAUCUAUGUUGACAUCGGCGGACGCUUUAAUUGUUUUGAGCAAAGUGCUUCGCCCGAAACUCUUAACAUAUUCGAUCAAGUUCAUGAAAUUGUUAAGAAAAAUGCCAUCGAUUGGCGUCUGAAUCGUCCGAUACGAGGCGCGCGUGUACCCAUACUGCGGAUGACUAGUACGAAGACUAAUAUUGAAUGCGAUGUUGGAUUUUCCAACGGUAUAAGUUAUUGCAAUACAAGACUGCUUGAAUAUAUUUUCCUACAACAACCAAUAGCCCGACGGCUGUGUAUAUUUAUGAAGAAAUGGUUAGAGCGCACAAGAUUGAAUAAACAUAUUACCACGUACUGCAUGUCGUUGAUGGUAAUCUACUUUUUGCAGGUCAAAAAUGUCCUGCCAUCAAUUGAGUUACUUCAGAAAAAUAUGCUGACCAAUGUUUUGAUUGGCCCCUGGAUUGGUAACUUCACCGAAAUAUCCUUGGCUGAAUUAAACAUGCAAGUUCUUAACGUCACACCACAAUACUGCAAACAACACAUUAAAGAGUUUUGCGAAUUUUACGCAAAUUUUAAUUAUAAAUUAUAUGUAGUUUGUCCCUAUUUCGGACGUAAGGAUAUAGAAAUAAAAAAUUUUGAAGCCUUGUUGCCGGAACGUUAUACCAACUUUGUACUGAAAAGUGAGACAAAAAAUUGUGGAAUACAGUUAAAUACACCCAUGGUCGUACAAGAUCCAUUGCAAAUGAAUCACAACGUCGCAGAGCGUUGCAGUAUGACGGAUUUUAAGGAGUGGAGAGACUAUUUAAAACAGUCAGUCGACAUUUUAUCUGAACUGAAAUAAAAUCCAUUUCUUUUAUUUUAUUUUAUGACUACAUUAAUUUUUUUUACGUUUUUAUUUGAUAAUCUUCCGCUACUAGCAUGAAUUUCAUAACGCGGAACCGAAGUGUAGAAAAUAUUAAUUUUUUCACAUUAAUUUAAUACGCUUGGAUCAUGUAUUUAAUUCUUAUUUGCUGUUAUUGUACUCAAUAGUAAUAAAAUAAACAUAAAACGAAAUAACAAA
Molecule: messenger RNA, 1968 nt
Organism: Anastrepha ludens (Mexican fruit fly)
Lineage: Eukaryota; Metazoa; Arthropoda; Insecta; Diptera; Tephritidae
Gene: Tailor
Product: terminal uridylyltransferase Tailor
Exons: 8
Coding region: 316-1749 (477 amino acids)
Biological process (GO): mRNA 3'-end processing; mitochondrial mRNA polyadenylation
Molecular function (GO): poly(A) RNA polymerase activity
Source: RefSeq, a predicted model, not a curated record